Messenger RNA from Drosophila elegans, 6511 nucleotides. RefSeq names its product high affinity cAMP-specific and IBMX-insensitive 3',5'-cyclic phosphodiesterase 8 (gene Pde8). Gene Ontology annotation, molecular function: 3',5'-cyclic-nucleotide phosphodiesterase activity. NCBI's taxonomy places the organism in Eukaryota, Metazoa, Arthropoda, Insecta, Diptera, Drosophilidae. Gene Ontology annotation, biological process: signal transduction; positive regulation of ERK1 and ERK2 cascade. The record is from RefSeq and is a predicted model, not a curated record. The transcript has 19 exons. Bases 1597 to 4347 code for a protein of 916 amino acids.
GAGAUUGUUUUAGUUUUAGUUUUUCUUCCACUUGAUUCUUUUGUGUGUUCGCGUUCUUCUGGCCUGGCCUGGCCUGCCAUUGCCAUUGUUUCGGUGUCGGUGUCUGUCUCUGUUUCGGUUUCUGUUGAAUUCCGUAUCGCAUUGUAUCGUAUCGUACGCUGAGCGAGAAAUCAGUUUGACGUUUUGCUUUGACAGGCAACCGUCGUCGAUCGGGGAUCGUUGAUCGUGGAUCGUUGAUCGUGGAUCGUUGAUCGCGAAUCGCGGAUCGCGGCUGAAUCUCGUGAAUCUUGGGCGUUCUUUUCUCGCCGGUCGUCCGGUCGCUGAAAGAGAAUUUUGCACUGGCCGUAAGCGAUACGGCGAUAUAGCCCCCACAUCCACACCCGCACCCACACCCGCAUCCGCAUCCGAAACCACCCAAGUUGCACCACCACCCGCCGCUGACCAGCGGCGCACCCGAAAAUUUAGUUAUCUCCGUGGCCGCAAUAAUCGACAAUCAUAUUCCCCGAUUUGUGAUCAAUAUGUGUGUGUAUAUCGGGUCGGGUCGGGGGUGCGUGUGUAUUGUUCAGAUUGAGUGUUGGCAGCAGCGGCGGCCGUAAAUGUGAGCCAAUUGUAUCUCUCAGAUACGUUGGCGGUGUGUUAUCGCCGCUACUGCUCCUACUGCUACUACUGUCGUGCCCGCGCUAUUGUUAUUAUUUUUAAUGCAUAGAAUUUGAGUUUUGCAAUUUACAAUUCGGUGUGUAUAAUAUAUGUAUAUAGUCGAUAUUAUAGAGUCCGGAGCAGGUCGGAUCGGGUCGAAUCGGGGUCGGACGUACAUAUUUUGCCAUAUCUUGUGCGUCAACAACAACAGCAACAACACAUCCGUUCUAUGAACGUGACCCCCGCGCAUUAAAAUAAAUUCUAAUUUGUUGAAGAAAGAGCAGCGAAAAUGUUUUGUUAUUGUUAUUGCCGUUGCUAUUGCAAAGAAGUGCUGCUCGCACAGUGUGUGUGUUCCGUGGGGCAAUAUUUAUUAUGAGUGCGUGUGUCUACCCAUUGUGUUCAUGUGUAUUUGUUUAAUUUAUAUCUAGAGUCUGAUAUAAAUAUUAAAAUAAAAAGAAAUACCUAUACCCGUACAUACCUACAUACAUACAUGUGUGCAUAAAAUAUCACAAGCAACAGGCAGCGAAAGCAACAACUACCAGCUAAACGACAAAUUUUUUGUUUUGUGGAUCAUGUGACCAGUAUCUUCGCUGGCCAUCAGUCAAUCAGUCAACAGACCGCAGCCCAAAAAUGUUUCAAUUAUGUUAUCGCCAGCAACAACGACAUCGUCCAGAAUCGAAACCAUCGAACCAGAGCAGCAGCAACCGCAAAAACAAGAAGGCAGCAGCACUGCCAAGGCCAAAAGCGUCGGUGGAGCGAGCGUAAGCUGUGCACUUGCAAUCCCCGGGAUCUCUGAAAUCCAGGGAAUCCAAGGAAUCCCAAGAAUCCCAAGAAUCCGUAGACCAAAGUCACAAUCGGAAACGAAACUAAAACCAAAAUCACAAGGCAACCAAGAGCAAUUUAGCAUAGCAACCGCAACGGAAGCAGCAGCCAGGCCAAAAUCAGAAGCAGGACUUCGCCAUGGGCUGUUCGCCAAGCACUCUGCCCGCCCCCUCCGCCACCGCUGGCCAGACCGACGGUCCAGGAUCCCUUCCCCUGGACGCCAGUGAAAAGGACGGCAGCCGGCUGUUCUGCAUCAAACUGAGGCGCAGUCGCCUGCGCCGCUGCAGCUGCGGGGGCGUGACCCUGCAGCCCCCCAGCGACGGCAACGGGAGCUCAACGGGCGACAACCUGUGCGGCCAGGUGCUCCUCAAUCCGCUGCAGACCAAAAGCGAGGCCGACUACGAAAAGCUGAGCACCGGCAAAAAGGACUCGAUUGUGACGGUAGCCGCGUUGGGCAACUUCACACACAGCGUGGUUCGACGGGCCACUGGCAGCACAGGCACAUCGGGCACCAGCUCAUCCGGCGGCGGGAACAGCCGUCCAGGUCACCGCAAGUCAUCGCUCGCCCUCGCCCUCACCCCGGAAGAUGAGCCGAUGGACGUCUACCAGCGAAAUCUCAUGGACCUGAAGUAUCCAACCGUGCUCCCACCGAAUCCUCCACUUAAGGCCCUUUUGGUUUUCCACAAAUCGGACAGCAUCUGCGAGGCGAUCACUGCGGCCUGCCAGCGCCACCAGCUGGACGUCACGCUGGUCAAGUCGAAGGAGGAGGCUCUGGACACCCUGCAGAAGUCGUACGCCACCGCCCAGUGCUACCACCUAAUCAUAAUUGAUGCGCGCUCCACUAAAAACCUGGAUGCGGAGCACAUUGCGAGAACCAUACGUCACACACACGGCCACCAUUUAACGACAAUAAUUGCAGUCUGCAAAAAGAGUUUCUUUGAGAAGGAUGAUGUGCUAAUUGCUCUAUUGGACGCUGGCGUUAAUAGAUGCGUAGCGGAGACGACCAACCUGGCCAUGUGCAGUGUGGAACUGAAGCAGAUACUGCACUCCAUCAUCCGGCCGCACAAUGUCAUGUCCACUCAACAGGCCCUCUAUACGGCACUGCAUCGGCUAAAGGAGGUGGUGCUCAUCACGGACGACUUGCUGCGGAUCCAGUAUGCGAACCGUGCCACCGAGAGGCUGCUCAACAUGCGGCUGGACGAGAUCAUUAGCAAGCAGCUGGAGGACAUAUUCGUGUCGGACCUGUCCACCAUCAGUGAGCAGUGCAAGAACAUCAAGGAGUUCGACGGCAUCCUCACAGUGCGCCGCAAGAGUCAGGAGGGCAUACCGAUGCACGUGCGCGUUGUCCCGGUGGCCUGCAUUGGCAGCGCACCCACGCAUUUGAUUUUCAACUUUGAUGUGCCCGGCGGACAGAUGGAUUUCAUUGCCACACUGCCGCAGCCCAAAGAGGCGCCCAGGGGAUCACUGCACUCGGUGCGGCGCUGCAGCUUUGAUGUACGCUCCAUCGCAUCGGACGGAUUGCGAAGGACCAGUUUGGCCAAGCUGACGUCACUGCCGCUGGAGGCCCCCAUCACUAAAAUAAUCAAUUUACUAUCACAAGUACAGGAGAAUUGUUCGGCCGAUGAGGCGCGUCUCAUAGACAAGGUCUUGGAGUUCCUGAAGCGCGAAGGACUCUACAGUCCGCAAAUGAAGGAGAUACGAACGGAUGAUCCCAUAGCCACCGAUCUAAUUGGUGCUCUGCUAACGGGACCCAGCGUGUACUCGUCGCGCCGCAGCUCGAAUGACUCUAUCAUACGCACUGGCAGCUCCACAAGAACUGCCACGAUUGUGCCCGCCAAAAUGAAGUCCAAUCCCAUCAUCAUGGAACUACUUGACGAAUCUCUCAGCUGGGACUUUGAUAUUUUCAAAUUGGAGGAGAUCACCGACUACCAUCCGCUGCUCUAUUUGGGCAUGGAGAUGUUCCGCCGCUUCGACGUCUUUGCCACAUUGAACAUCGAUGAGAACGUCUGCAAGGCCUGGUUGGCCGUAAUUGAGGCCCACUACCGCAAGAGCAACACAUAUCACAACAGCACCCAUGCCGCAGAUGUCAUGCAGGCCACUGGCGCUUUCAUCACCCAACUGACCAACAAGGACAUGCUGGUGAUGGACCGCAUGGAGGAGGCGACUGCUUUGAUUGCGGCAGCUGCCCACGAUGUCGAUCAUCCGGGUCGCUCAUCCGCCUUUUUGUGCAACUCGAACGACGCUCUGGCCGUAUUGUACAAUGAUCUAACAGUUUUGGAGAACCACCAUGCGGCAAUUACCUUUAAGCUAACUCUGGGCGACGAUAAGAUCAACAUAUUCAAAAACCUGGACAAGGAGACGUACAAGUCGGCGCGCAGCACCAUCAUCGACAUGAUCCUGGCCACCGAGAUGACCAGGCACUUUGAGCACCUGGCCAAGUUCGUGAGCGUCUUUGGCGGCGAGGAGCCCCGUGAGCAUAACUCCCAGACGGAUGAGGAGACGUCGAUACUCAUGCGCCGCAUGCUGAUCAAGGUGGCCGAUGUGAGCAAUCCAGCCCGUCCCAUGCAGUUCUGCAUCGAGUGGGCCCGUCGCAUUGCCGAGGAAUACUUCAUGCAGACGGACGAGGAGAAGCAGCGUCACCUACCGAUCGUGAUGCCGAUGUUUGAUCGAGCUACCUGCAGCAUACCAAAGAGCCAGAUCGGCUUCAUCGAAUACAUCAUACAGGACAUGAUGCACGCCUGGGAGAGCUUCAUCGACAUGCCGCAGCUGAUCACCUAUAUGCAGAUCAACUACUCGCAGUGGAAGAAGUACGACGAGCAGGGCGUCAACACCUUGGCGGAGAUCAUGGCCAAGCAGCCGCCAGUGGGCAAGAUGGCCAACUCCAAAUAGCAUACGGCCUUCCGGAGAUUGUUCUCGGGUCUAUUGAAGCCACUGCCGGCUCAGGCACCGGGCACCUCCACGAUUGGCGAGAACGAGAUGGAGGACGUGCUCUAGUGACGGCGUCGAAGGUCCUGUGACGUCUGACUCCGGACCCGUAGUCUCUCGGCCUGAUCCUCUCAAUGAAGUCGAAGCUCAACCCUACCGGCUUAAGAGCCACCAUCACCCGCUCCCCGGGUUGCCCACCAAAAAAAAAAAAACAAAAAAAACACGCAUAUCUCUCAACGGACCAACGGCCGGGGGGGCGGUACGGAUUGUGGGCGGCUCAACGAAAAGGUGCCAAGCGGUGUCACAAAAGCGGUAUCAUACAAAGCAAACUAACUAAGGCAAACAAGUAAACAAUUAUUGGGCUGGACUCAAAAUUAAAUGUUUAAGAUGCAUCACAAGAAGCGAACUUUCUAUUUCUAUAUAAAUAUACCAUGUGAGUCUGUGUGUGCGUGAGUGUGUAUGUCCCCUCCAUCCUCCCCCCCCCAUAUAAAUGUGUGUUUAGGCUAUCGAAAGCAGACUAGCGGGCUAGCAAACUAGCAAACUAGCAAUCUAGCAAGAAAUCCCACAGCAUAUUGACCAGAAUAUACAUGGCGUGCGCUCAACUGUACCUGGCAACGGUAUAACGUAUAACAGUAUAACGGUUUUGGUAACGGUAUAGCCGUGCUACCAAACCAAGUGUUACAAGCAUGAAGUUCUCUCCCAUCAUGAAGACAAUCUAUGUUGAAUACUGCAAAAGCCAAGUAAAUAUACAUAGUUUAAUUGCUGUCCAAGUCAGAAUCGUUAGUCGUGAAUGGAAUUGAAAACGGAUUUGGAUUUGGAUUUGGAUUCGGAACAAAUACAAGGACAAAAGCUGGACGAAGACUAUAUACAUACACAAGCAUGCGAGAUCGUGGCAAGCACUAUAUAUAUUACAUACUAUCACUAUCGACUAGCUAACAACUACAACAAGUAAAACUGAAACAAACUAAUUCGAAUCCACUCUUGAGACAUAUGAAAUCCUAUGGGGCCCCUUUUACUACCUAAUUAACUAGUUACCUAUUUUUCCUAACUGAAGAAAAACGAAAAAUGAUGAGCUAUCCUAACUAAUACUAUUAAUGUUGUUUAGCUUUCUAAGCAUACGGUAUGAGAAAUCAAACUAAACGCAAAUGUUUAACAAUUAAGUGAAAUCCUUUUUGAAAUCUUUUUAUCUAAUUGACUGAACAAAUUACAUAUACAUAUAUAAACCAGAUCUAUUAAUACGAAUUGAUAAUACGUUCUUGUUAUAACUUAAAAACAAAACAAAAAAAAAAACCAAAAUGAAAUUGAAAAGCAAAAUAAUAUAUACAAUAUACAUAUAUACAAUUUAUACAACUUUUACGAAGCAUAUUAUAUAUUUAUAUAUGUCAUACGAUAUCGGCAUUCAUUCACAGAGUUACAGUAAUUUGUAUGUGUUAUCAAGGUGUUAAAUCCCGUGCUUCAAAAUGUUUUGAUAGAAAUUAUAUACACGUAUACAAGACCCUUGAUUGACCUCCUGAACUGUGUAGCAAAGUCCCUUGGUCUAGGAAGUCCCUAUCCGCUAAAGGGUCGACCUUUGACCCAUCCCAUACGCCCAAACCGACCAACCGCAACCACACAAUCCACCCACCAACCCACACUUUCCGUUCCCACACUUCGUGUCACUACUGAUCACAUUGAAACAGAACAAAAUAAACAAUGCGAUAGGAGAAUAUAAAUGUAUAUGCAUAUUCAAUGUUGUUAAUAUGUGUGUGUUUCAAUUGUAUGUAUUGGAUUAAAUCGCGUAAACUACAAACAAGCAGAAAUGGAAUAAUGAAAAACAAAAAACAAAAAACGCAAGCAAUGCGGGAAAUAAUCGCAUAGACAUAAUAAAGUGAAAUGCAAAAACAAUUUACAUGUUAUGAAGAAUAUAUGUAUACAUAAAAUAUAUAUAUAUAUAUAUAUAUAUAUAGAUACGGUACUACUAUAUGUUUCUGAAAACAAAAAUGAUAAAUCUUUACAUACGACUAUGUAUAUUUGUUACUACAUCUGUUUGCUCCUUGCAGGUUAAGGAUUAUAAAUGUUAAGAUUUAGUCAAAUUUAUUGUAAAAAAAAAAACCAAACACAAUAAAAAAACCACAAACAAGAAACAAAA